AUGGUCAAUCGUGUGUACGAAAGAAGAGCAGCCCAUAACAACGAUGCUCGAUUCGCCUCUCAUCCAGUCUGGAGUCUAGGUAAAUGGGUCUAUUAUCGACUGUUUGCCCGUAUCUAUGGGUUCUGCGGGUCCUUUGCUCAAGUGGUGAUUGUGAAUUCCACUUGGACCAAGGGACAUAUCGAUCAAUUAUGGCAUACAAAAUCUGAGAUUGUCUAUCCACCUUGCGAUACAGAACGAUUGAAUAGCUUGCCACUGAAAGGCCGUCAACCUAUCAUUGUGAGUGUAGCUCAAUUCAGACCUGAAAAAGACCAUGCACUUCAACUCAAGUCACUAGCCGCCUUGUUCAAGAAAUAUCCUGUUUGGAGAACACGGGGUGUUGAACUUGUCUUGAUUGGUAGUUGUCGAAAUCAAGGAGAUCAAGAUCGAAUUGACCGUCUUCGUCAAGAAGCGAUCGAUUUGGGGAUUCAAGAUGUGGUUCGAUUUGAAAUCAAUGCUUCGUAUGAUGUCCUUGUGUCUACGUUAGGUACGGCCAAGAUUGGUAUUCAUACCAUGUGGAAUGAACAUUUCGGUAUUGGUGUUGUGGAAUACAUGGCUGCAGGAUUGAUCCCUGUGGCUCAUAACUCAGGUGGACCUAAACUCGACAUUGUGACAGAGUAUGAUGGUCAACCCACAGGUUAUUUAGCUGAUUCGCCAGACACGUUUGCCGAUUGUUUAAAUGCAGCCUUGGAAACCCAUGAUGAUGCCAUGGCUGCUAAUGCAAGAGCAUCUGCUUGUGAUAAAUUCUCUGAAGAAACCUUUAGUUCUGAUCUACUAUGUUGUCUUAGACCAUGCUUGACAUAG
Molecule: messenger RNA, 840 nt
Organism: Gilbertella persicaria
Lineage: Eukaryota; Fungi; Mucoromycota; Mucoromycetes; Mucorales; Choanephoraceae
Exons: 2
Coding region: 1-840 (279 amino acids)
Biological process (GO): protein N-linked glycosylation
Cellular component (GO): endoplasmic reticulum membrane
Molecular function (GO): GDP-Man:Man(3)GlcNAc(2)-PP-Dol alpha-1,2-mannosyltransferase activity
Source: RefSeq, a predicted model, not a curated record